Messenger RNA from Liolophura sinensis, 11210 nucleotides. RefSeq lists its product as uncharacterized. The transcript is spliced from 11 exons. NCBI's taxonomy places the organism in Eukaryota, Metazoa, Mollusca, Polyplacophora, Chitonida, Chitonidae. Gene Ontology annotation, molecular function: protein binding. The coding region runs from base 778 to 4416 and encodes 1212 amino acids. The record is from RefSeq and is a predicted model, not a curated record.
GCAGCUGGCUUCCUGUGAGAUCGUAGAUUCACAGUGUCUCUGCCGGAGAUCGAACGGCUGGAGGUUUCCACGGAGUCUAGUAUACGCCACUUUGCCUCGGACAGUGUGCAACACUUGCUAAGGGGGUGUGUGUUGCAUGUCUUAGUCACCGAAUAGUGUGCAAGUCAUGUGAUUAAGGGGGAAUUCCCGCUUUCAUUCUGCCCCGUCUCUUCAUUCUAUCACCAAAGCAAGGUCAGUGGAACGCCUGAGGGUGGAUCAUUUGGUUACACAAUGGCUUUUAGAAAUAACAAAGACCGAUCAAGCUGUGCCAACACAAGCAUGUGAUUCCUGCAGUCCGGUGUAAUGGCUUGCUAUAGUGUAUGGUAUCUCCGUUGUGUUGUCACUUGGUUGGACAGCUGACAAAGCGUGCUAGGAGGCGGUGACGGUGCGAUGACCCCGUGGUAUCAUAUACAGCCGUGGACAGUGUGGAGGGACGACACCAGUAGUUAUUCAGUGUGGGGCAGUGCAGUCUGACAGUUAUUUCACUUCAACCUUGGGCCAGCACCACCUGCCACCGGCCGGUGAAAAACUGUCAUUACAAUUCCAUAUUCCAGAGAAAAACGGGGGUUGCACAAAUGUGUUAAUUAGAUAGCCUUGGCUAUGUAGACGCCUUAAAAGAUUGCGUAUCGUACACCUUUUACCCCAUUGGAAACGCCAUGUGGAGUUACCCCAUUAGAAACGCCAUGCGGAGUUACUGAGAUUAACUGAUACAUCAGCAUGGAAAUUUAAGCGAUCGCCAUGAAUGCCCUAAAGAGCUAUUUCAACAAAAUUUUGUCAUCAAAUCACCAGGAUAAGAAAGACCAUAUGAAUGGCGUGGAGCGUAAGUGCUCGCUACCGGCGUCGUCGUCGUCGCCAUCAAUGCACAAGGGGCACCAUCGGAAACACCACGGCUCGGCGACCCUAGCUACUAUCAACAGGCGCCCUAAGUUAGUCACAAGUUACAUACAGCCGACAUUUGGUUCCGUGGCCGCUACGACCGCCCCUGCCUCUCCGGUGCUAGAGGGGAGUCAUCACUCAAACUCAGACAGGACGGGUAGUGAAGCUGUCAACAAGUACACGGUCCAGCCGCAGUUAUCAGACCUUGGAUACGGUACUGACAAUGGCGCCCCAGCAUCAUCGGCCGCACCGAUGGGUGGCUAUCAGACGCGUGACUCCCACAAUCGCCCUGCCCAGCCCCCUGCCAAACCCCCGCGGAAAGACCAGAUAUUUACGGUGCAGGUUAACAAUCCUCACCCUUCUCAAUGUGAGGAUAUCGGUAUUGUUGUGGACUCUGUUGUUAUGACACCUCACCAUCAUCGGCGGUCGGGCAGUGACGGCCAGGCCUUCUCACAGUACCCAGUGUUAAAAGUGAUAGGUAUAAUGGAGGGCAGUUUAACACACAGAGAUGGCAGGGUGAGAAUCGGUGAUGAAAUUGUGGACAUUAAUGGGCAGAGCGUGCUGAGAGAGGGGCCAGAGAGAGCCAGGAUGAUGCUAUCUACAGCUUUGAAGUCAGGAAAUCUAGUGAUGACAUUACGGAGAAGACGGAAACGACAAGCCCCGCCCCCUCCACCACCUGUCAGGCAGUCAUCAUUCCAGGACCAGGAGUCACAGGUGUGUGUGAAUAGGUCACAAAGUAAUCCGCUUACAGACUUCACGAAUCUCCAGGAUCAAAAUGACUCUACAGAUUCGCCGCAAAACAGUUUCAGCUACGUACAAAGUGAACAUGGCUACCCCAAAUCUCCUUACAGACAGCAUAGUCUGGACCAUCACAUGAUGGCCUCCAGAGAGACUUACUCACAAAACUACCAGAAUAUGUGCUCUAUGAAUGUACAGAAUAGCUCCAGUCCAUACAGCUCUCCUGCCACUCAUCGCACAAACUCUGACUACCAGUCCGUCCUGACCAAUCACGAGAGGCAGAGUCCACAUAUGACGAACAGUCCUGAACAAAACCUCUGCAAGGGUGAUCUUCCAUUAACUAAACCCAGACCGCACAGGCGGCCAUCAGAUCCUGACCAGAUGGACAGAACUGUAUUACCCAUGUCGAACUGCUCACCCCGAUCGCCUGAAUACACCAGUGACUACAAUGAUUAUGCAAAUGUCUCUAAUGGCUACCAUAGUGCUAGUGAAUUGACAUACAGCAGAAAUUCAUACAAUGACAUGCCAAAGUUUGUGAAGAAGAAGCCAUUGGCGUUGCGUAUUAAUACUCAGAUUGGGGAGGAUGUUUUGAACCGGUCUGUCAACGAUGGGUAUUACCGUACUGAGGGGACAGGAAGUGGCUGUAACACGCCCACAGAGUUCAGCACAUUGAGGGGGCUGGUGUCCUCGCCAACAUUCGUGGGAAAGAGACGUCAGAUCAUUAAGAUGCACCUCCUCAAAGAUAACAAGGGCUUAGGUAUCCAUAUUGCAGGAGGACGAGGCUCUAGAAGGGGUGAUAUAGGCAUUUUUGUGGCAGGAAUCACAGAAGGGGGAGCUGCACACAAAGAUGGACGUUUGAAGCGAGGUGAUGAGUUGUUGAUGCUGAAUGGGCGUAGCCUAAUCGGGUUAACUCACAUGGAGGCCGUGGAGAUGCUACGUACUUCACCGCGCUUAGUGCAGCUUGUUGUGGCAUCAAAGCUCCGCAAGUCGGCCUCGGUGGCCUCCACAUCUUCCUUCCUGUUCCCCAGCAAGCCCAGCUCCUUUGCCUCGUUGGAUCAGGUUUGUGAUACACUAGACCAGUCAUGUGAUCAAUCCCAGGGCUACCCUGAGGCACAGUCAGACACAGAGAGCCUGGGGGGCAGGCGGCCCACCCUGGGCACUCCGCCCAGCCUGGGGAACUCAUCUGUUCCUGAAGUCAUGGCCCAGACCCCUUCAGGCAGUGUGAUGAAGCUGGAGGAUUUGCUGGAGAAAUUCCGAGAAGAUGACACAGACAGCAUGAGUACAACAGAGAGUCCUUACAUGAGCAGGGGGAGACCACUGUGUAACGGCCCCGCUCAGACGAUCACGAUUCUGAAAGGUGCUGGUGGAAAGGGCCUGGGCUUCAGCAUAGUUGGCGGUCAGGACUCGCUCCGCGGAAGCAUGGGCAUCUUCGUCAAGAGGAUCUUUCCACAGGGGCUGAUCAGACAAGAUGGACGCAUUAGAGAAGGUGAUGAGAUUGUGGAGGUCAAUGGCGAGAGUCUACACGGACUGACUCACCAGGAGGCCACGAUCCGCUUCAAACAGCUGAGGAAAGGGCCCGUCACUCUGACCUAUAAGCGCCCCCUCCCGAGUCCUGCCUGCAGUCCGAGGAGGUCACCAACCAGCUCCCCUGAGAGUUCCCCUCGCUGCAGACUGAGGCACAUGCCCGACAGCCCCCCAUUGGGUGUGCAGCAGGAGAAAGGGCACCCAGUGUCUCUCUCCUCUCAUCAUGACAGACAGGAGGACCCAUUGGCAAUGAGUCAGGAUAGCCCUCCAAGCAGUCAUCAUGAGAGUCUCUUUGGCAACCCUCAUGAGAGUCUCCAUGGCAACCGUCAUGAAAGUCCAUAUGGUAAUCGUCGUGAGAAUCCCUAUAGUAACCGUCAUGAGAGCUCCGGUGGCAACCGUUAUGGGAACUCACAGAGUAUUCAGCAUGAUAGUUCAAUGAGUACUGAUCAGGACAGUUCCUUUGGAAACAGUCAUGAGAGUUCACUUAACACAAGUCAUGAGAGUUCGCAAAGCAGUCACCAUGAAAGUCCCCACGGUAACAGUUGCGGCAGCCCUCAUACCAGUGAACAUGACAGUAAGCAUAGUAACUGCAGUGAUAGUCAGCAGAGAAACUGUCAAGAUAAUUUGCAUAGUGACAGUCUGGUCAACACCUCCAAAGGAAGUCCCCAGUCUCAGAAUGUGACAUCAAGGACUCACAGUCGCAGCUUAAGCGAGACCUCUAACCCAAGGACCCCACCCCCUGUACAAACAAAACCAAAGUACCACAGAUCAGCCUACAAGCCUACUCUUUCGGAUAGCUCCACCCAUUCUCCACAAGCUGGCAUAAAACCCUAUCGUCAGAACAGCCUCUCUGAUUCACCCACUUACCUUGACCACAAAGGUGUGGGAAAACAAUGCGGACAUUUUUACCCUGGUCUUAUGGAGGUGAUUCUGGUAAAAGAGGAGGGACAGGGCCUAGGCAUCGGAAUUGUGCGUAAAACUCAGAAUGGCGUCAGUGAUAUGUAUGUGCAGGAUGUCCACAAAGGCUCUCCAGCACAUUCUGAUGGAAAACUCAGGAAGGGGGACCUGUUAGUAGAAGUGAAUGGGAGGGAGAUGAAGGACAUGUCUCUGCUGGAUGCCUAUCAGCUGUUCAGAACGCUGACCCCAGGGGAGGUCAGGAUUGUCAUACAGAGAUACAAACAGGAUGGAGACACCAUUCACGAAGAUGUCACAAAAACUGAUACAGGAGCAACAAACUGAGUUUCAUGAUGCCAUAUGACCUGAAGUCUCAUCAUGCUGGGAUAGGGUAUGAAGUGGUCUCAUAAUAACGUCUGACCUGAGGUCUCAUGAUGCCGUGAUGGGAUCUGACCUGAAGUCUCAUCAUGCUGGGAUAGGGUAUGAAGUGGUCUCAUAAUAACGUCUGACCUGAGGUCUCAUGAUGCCGUGAUGGGAUCUGACCUGAAGUCUCAUCAUGCUGGGAUAGGGUAUGAAGUGGUCUCAUAAUAACGUCUGACCUGAGGUCUCAUGAUGCCGUGAUGGGAUCUGACCUGAAGUCUCAUCAUGCUGGGAUAGGGUAUGAAGUGGUCUCAUAAUAACGUCUGACCUGAGGUCUCAUGAUGCCGUGAUGGGAUCUGACCUGAAGUCUCAUCAUGCUGGGAUAGGGUAUGAAGUGGUCUCAUAAUAACAUCUGACCUGAGGUCUCAUGAUGCCGUGAUGGGAUCUGACCUGAAGUCUCAUCAUGCUGGGAUAGGGUAUGAAGUGGUCUCAUAAUAACAUCUGACCUGAGGUCUCAUGAUGCCGUGAUGGGAUCUGACCUGAAGUCUCAUCAUGCUGGGAUAGGGUAUGAAGUGGUCUCAUAAUAACGUCUGACCUGAGGUCUCAUGAUGCCGUGAUGGGAUCUGACCUGAAGUCUCAUCAUGCUGGGAUAGGGUAUGAAGUGGUCUCAUAAUAACGUCUGACCUGAGGUCUCAUGAUGCCGUGAUGGGAUCUGACCUGAAGUCUCAUCAUGCUGGGAUAGGGUAUGAAGUGGGUCUCAUAAUAACGUCUGACCUGAGGUCUCAUGAUGCCGUGAUGGGAUCUGACCUGAAGUCUCAUCAUGCUGGGAUAGGGUAUGAAGUGGUCUCAUAAUAACGUCUGACCUGAGGUCUCAUGAUGCCAUGAUGGGAUCUGACCUGAAGUCUCAUCAUGCUGGGAUAGGGUAUGAAGUGGUCUCAUAAUAACAUCUGACCUGAGGUCUCAUGAUGCCAUGAUGGGAUCUGACCUGAAGUCACAUGAUGCUGGGAUAGGGUAUAAAGUGAGUCGCGUAUCACAGAGUUUGGUUGAUGCUCUGUUGUUAACUUCUGGUGAGAUGAGUUCCUGAAGACAUCGUUAAAACUUCAGAAUACUGAGAACAACAUGAGGUGCCAAACCUUCUCAUUGUUGUCAGAGAGACAACUUCUCUGAGAAAGAACAAAGCAAAUCUGUGUCCUCUGAAAAACUGUUUGAAAACAAGUUGAUCAUAAAUCCUGAUGCAGCAAACCCAUAAAUUCUGCUGGAAAACUGCUGAUGACUUAAGUGGACUUGGUAGAUGAUAAGGCACAAUAACUUGAGUGUACUUUAUACUGGUAUGUUUGUAAGAAAUCACACUAUCUGGAGUGUACUUUAUAUUGUUAUGUUUGUAAGAAAUCACAUUAUCUGGAGUGUACUUUAUACUAGUAUGUUGGUAAGAAAUCACACUGUCUGGAGUGUACUUUAUACUGGUAUGUUUGUAAGAAAUCACACUAUCUGGAGUGUACUUUAUACUAGUAUGUUGGUAAGAAAUCACACUAUCUGGAGUGUACUUUAUACUGGUAUGUUUGUAAGAAAUCACACUAUCUGGAGUGUACUUUAUACUGGUAUGUUUGUAAGAAAUCACACUAUCUGGAGUGUAAUUAAUAUGUUUAUGACAAGACAUGGUGGCUUUAUAUGUUUGUGGGAAAUAGCACUAGUCGGAAAGUACUUGAUAUGUUAUGUCAAACUUUGAUGUGAAAGUUAUUUGCAUGUAUUUAUGAAGGCAUUUCACUUGUAUUCUUUUAAUUUAAAAUUUUUUGAAAAGUUGAUUUUAAAUUCAGUUUCUCACCUAUUAAUUGCAAGGUUUGUAAUUGAAAUCUAGGUGACAGGAAUGUUUGGGUUUUUUUUCCUGAGUGGGAUUUCAGUUCUUACACUGGUCAUGAAGACUUCAUAUUGUUUUGGUCAGCCAUAACGGAGUUACCAUUCUCUAUAUGGGUAUGGAAAACAUCUGCCUGUAUGGCGUUACUCUCACGGGUGUGUAUAUGGUCACCAUAGUAACUAUGGUGAAAGUUUACAUUUUUGACUCCAGCUUUCCUGGCAACUGCUGUUGUUCAUUGAGACACUUUUUGUAGAUACAUGUAAAAUAUUGUUAGUUACAUGUACGUGUAAAAGUCAGUUAUGUUAAUACAUGUAUUUCUGAUGAACUGUUUUGUGGAGCUUAAGUUGCCCAUAAUCUUGCUAUAAGUGUCACUUUUGUCUCGCUUAAGUUGCCCGUAAUCUUGCUAUAAGUGUCAGUUUUCACUAGCUUAAACUGCCCAUAGUCUUAGUAUAAGUGUCAUUUUUGUCUCGCUUAAGUUGCCCUUAAUAUUGCUAUAAGUGUCAGUUUUGACUAGCUUCAGCUGCCCAUAGUCUUAGUAUAAGUGUCACUUUUGUCUCGCUUAAGUUGCCCCUAAUCUUGCUAUAAGUGUCAGUUUUGACUAGCUUCAGCUGCCCAUAAUCUUAGUAUAAGUGUCAUUUUUGUCUUGCUUAAGCUGCCCGUAAUAUUGCUAUAACGUGUCAGUUUUGACUAGCUUCAGCUGCCCAUAAUCUUAGUAUAAGUGUCAUUUUUGUCUUGCUUAAGCUGCCCGUAAUAUUGCUAUAAGUGUCAGUUUUGACUAGCUUCAGCUGCCCAUAAUCUUAGUAUAAGUGUCAGUUUUGUCUUGCUUAAACUGCCCAUAACCUUACUAUAACGUGUCAUUUUUGUCUAGCUUAAGCGGCCCAAAAUCUUACUAUUGGUGACCUCUGCUUUGCUUAAUGAAAAAUCUAGGCAAAUUUUGAAGUAGUGUUUUAACAGUGUAUACAUUUACAAGCACUGCUCAUCAUUUUAUUUACAAUGUCACUAGUUUUUUUGUUUGUUUGUUGAGUGUGAUGCUUCCAUAGUACUGAUUGUUUUAGCUUUAAGACUGUCUCAGCUUUAAGAGUGUCAGCUUUAAGACUGUACCAGCUUAUGGUACUUGUUUAUAUGUAUUGAAAUGUACAUGUGUAUAUGUGUAAAUAGAGUAAUUUCAUUUAAAUAUCCUCUCAAUUUUAUUGGCUGUUAUGAACAAUAAUAGAAAGGACUCAUGUAUUUGAUGGUGCUUCUGCAUUUGUGUAAUUACUCUGAUAAUCAGAUAUUUUUUUCAUUCAUGAACAAAUCAAUCUGCUGAAAUCUGCAAUGAAUGUAGAACAUGUGGGCCAGUAUAUACAUUCAGCUUUGUCAUCAGCUUUAUCAGAAGGCCAGUACAUACAUUCAACUUUGUCACCAGCUUUGUCAGCUGGAACUAUAGUGAGCCAUCCCUGUAUGAACUGUUCUUCAUCCCACAUGGUCAUUUUUUGUUGUGUAACACUGGAAUCUUCUGAAUCACGGCAAUCUACUGGAGCACGAGUUACACAUGUUGCUAGAAGAGACAUUAGGCUUUAUUGUAAGAAUUCCAAGAAAAGUAAUCCUUUAUUUUUGGAAGUAGAAUAGUAAAUUCCACAAAAAGUAAGGCUUUAUUUUUAGAAAUAGCAGAGUUUAUUCCAAAAAAAAAUGGGGUAUUAUUUUUGAAAGAUUAGAGAAUGUGGACAGCUUAAUUGCAAAGAAAGUUAGGUUUUUAAAUAUUUACAGUUUAACUUUUAAAUUUGAUUAAAUAAUAAGUGGAAUUAAUUACCAGAAAUUUAAGCUUUAAUUCAAGUAAAGGUAGAGUUGAUUCCAAAAGAUGAGUAAUUCCACAAAUAUGUUGCUGCCAAGGGUAAAGUCAAUUCCAAUGAGAAGCAAUAGGUGUUGCCAAGGGUAAAGUGAAUUCCAAUGAGAGGCAAUAGGUUAGCUUUAUUCUAAGAAUAGUGAAAACUUCAUUGAUAAGUACGGCUUGCCAGAUAGUUAUUGGUACUGGUUGAAGUUUUUCCAUUUUUCAUCACAAAUUGUUGCGUUAAUGCAGUUGUGUACUUGGCAGUUUACCACAUUUGUUUUGGUGGCUCUAAUGUUUGCCUUCUAAUGCUCAUGAAGAUUUUUCAUGCUGUGGUAAAUAUGCUUUUUCAUAAUAUUUCACAAGGAGCUCACAAUGUGUGUACAUGAGGCCUUAGAAUAAGUUUUGUUGCUUUUGUGAAUAAAUUUUAACAUAUUGACUGACCAGAUUUUAGAUUUUAAACUGGUGUUCAAUGACUACAAUGUUCUCUCACAGCAAAAGCUUCCAUCAUGAAGAAAUUUGAUCAGUUACUUUCUAGUUUUGGUGUCUCGUGUUUUCAUAAAUUAAGAAAACCUUUAAAUGCAAUUUAAGCAACUUAAUCAUUUGAUUAUUUAAAUAAAUGUGUAUUAUCAGAGUGGAGAGAAUAAAGCUCUGAAGUCUACCUAAAUGAUAUUUUACACCCUUAAGUGUUCAGGAGUUGGAAGGGUGUAUGUACCAUGAUAAACCCUGUCCAUAUUAACCCCAGGUUGGAUAACCGCCCAGGGUGGAUACCCCCUCCCCCCAGGGUGGAUAAUGUUAAGCUUCACACACCUUUAAUAUGUGUGUGAGUAGAAUAUAUGUUACCUUAGCAGCAUUUAACAACUAGCUGUGGUUUAAGGCAAAAUACUGAACUCAUAAAUAAAUACAGAUUUGGCAAAAACACAGCUUUAAGUCUACCCUUUUUCUGUUUUUGAGCAAUUAUGUAUAUUUCUUCACCAUAUUUUGUCUCUAUGGGGACAAACACAUGUUGAAUUCAUUCUUCUUGGAAGAAGUUAUACAUUUUUUUGAGGUCUUACAGAUUUCAUGAUAUUGAUAUACUGCCACUGGUAUUGGUGCGUUUUAAUAAAAGAAAAAUAUGCCCCUAAACUGCCUAUGAAUGAGACCAUGUGGCUUUCAGUUUUAAUUGGACUCGUCUUGUCAUUUUUAAAGCCUUUGAAUUUGGUGCAUGGUGCUAUUUGCAUCUCUAGAAGCAAUUAAUAUUUACACAUUUUUGUAAUGGAGUAUCAUAAGCUGUUAUUUGAGAUAUAAAAAGUAUCAUGAACUUGUCAGUCAGAGAUGUUGGAGUAUCGGGUUAUGUUUUUGUUGGAGUAUCAGGCUAUGGUUUUGUUGGAGUAUCAGGCUAUGUUUUUGUUGGAGUAUCAGGCUAUGUUUUUGUUGGAGUAUCAGGCUAUGUUUUUGUUGGAGUAUCAGGCUAUGGUUUUGUUGGAGUAUCGGGUUAUGAUUUUGUUGGAGUAUCGGUCUAUGUUUUUGUUGGAGUAUCAGGCUAUGAUUUUGAGGUUGAAAGUUGUUGUCCGUUGAGGAUGUGAUUUUGUGCUCUCCAUUUUGGUGUUAUUUUACAUGUAGAUGUAUGAUAAUGCAGUUGUCAUUUUGUUCAUUCCUGUUGCUUACCUUUGUUUUUUGCCUAAUGACUUGUCUGCUGUAACACCAAGACCUUGUUUAGUAUUACUCAGUACUCAUUAUUUUAAGCUUUUGUUUAACAGACAGAAGCUUCCCUGUUUUUUUUAAAAACACUUGUGUGUAGUUUGACAUCUUUAUUAGGUGACCAAGUAAAUAAUGUGGAAUUAACAUUGUCAAGAUUUUGUUUUCAAACUUUUAUUAAGUAUUUUAUUGUUUCUUAUCAUUUAAAUUUAUUUUGUGAUUGGUGUAACUAACUUCAUUAAGCAUUUUAGUUUUUUUGAAGUUAAAGGAGCCAAACAUAUUGGUCUGGCUUUGUAUUAAGGUUGAUUAUUAUACAUGUGUUAUAGCCCUGGUUUAGGAAAGCACUUUUUACAUUAUGUAAACCUGAAGGGUUUUCCAUGUCAGGGGAAGCAGUAUUGGUAUAAGACUGUGUUCAUAUUACAUGCAUCAAUUGACCAAAACCAGUGCUCCCAUAGACUGUGUGUGCUUGUAUAUUGUCAGAGGUGUGACAGAAUGGUACGUUGCUACCCUUCUUACACUAUAAGCUUUGUUGCUACCUAUAUUACACCAGCAUUAAUCUUAAUGAUAUGUUGCUACAUGUAUCCUUUUUAUACUGCAAGAUUUGUUCCUAAGUGUAUUACACCAGCAUUUAUCUUAAUGGUAUGUUGCUACCCUUCUUAUAGUACAAGAUAUGUUCCUACCUAUAUUACACCAGCAUUUAUCUUAAUGGUAUGUUGCUACCUUUCUUACACUACAAGAUUUGUUGCUACCUAUAUUACACCAGCAUUUAUCCUAAAUCACUUUAUUUACAUGUGAAUGCCUCAGUAUUAUAUUUAUUUCUCAAACAUAGAAGACCUAAUGACGGCAACCAUAAAAUCGAACAGGAUACCUUUUUGUCAAUGCGUUAAACUGUAUGUGAUGUCAUCGGCAUAAUACUGGUUUUUAUUACUUUGUAAAUAUAUUGAUCAACAUAUUUUUAUUGGUUGAGUUGUUUUUGUCACUGACCGAAUGUGUUGUGUUGAUUUGAUAUCCCCCACUGCUGGGUAAUGAUAUAUUUUUGUGUACAUGGUUAUCAUGUGUUAUAGUUUAUGUGUACAUUGCCUCAUCAACUGUUUGUAAACUUUACUUUAGAAAACAUGACUCUAUACCUCAAAUGAGGCUACGGGGAUUUGUUUAGGCUUUCAUCUAGCAGAAAGACAAUUUCUUCAAAAACCUCAUCUAUUUUUUUGUACAGAAUGUUAUCCCUGAGACUAUUUGAUUUUUCUUUAGUAAUGCUUGUUUAAUAGAUUGCUUUUGUGAACAACUGAAGUGUACCUUUGUGAACAACAGAACUGUACCUAUGUGAACAACAGAAGUGUACCUGUACACACUUCUCAUUACGUACUGAUUUGCCAAAUGCUAGUAUGGGUGUGUUUAACUGCGCUAACUCUGUCAUAAGCCCAACUUCUAAUAACAGAAGAAUAAAAC